AUGGCUGACGAGAAAAAGGCAACAGGAGCGGCCAAGAAGGGCGCGAAAAAAAUCAAGAAAACGCCGCCCAAGAGCAGCAAGAAGAGGAAGCGAUCCAGGAAGGAGAGCUACUCCAUCUACAUCUACAAGGUGAUGAAGCAGGUCCACCCGGACACCGGCAUCUCCUCCAAGGCCAUGAGCAUCAUGAACUCCUUCGUCAACGACAUCUUCGAGCGCAUCGCCGGCGAGGCCUCCCGCCUGGCCCACUACAACAAGCGCAGCACCAUCAGCUCCCAGGAGAUCCAGACUGCCAUGCGCCUGCUGCUGCCCGGGGAACUGGCCAAGCACGCCGUGUCGGAGGGCACCAAGGCGGUGACCAAGUACACCAGCUCCAAGUAG
Molecule: messenger RNA, 378 nt
Organism: Carcharodon carcharias (great white shark)
Lineage: Eukaryota; Metazoa; Chordata; Chondrichthyes; Lamniformes; Lamnidae
Product: late histone H2B.L4-like
Exons: 1
Coding region: 1-378 (125 amino acids)
Cellular component (GO): nucleosome
Molecular function (GO): DNA binding; structural constituent of chromatin; protein heterodimerization activity
Source: RefSeq, a predicted model, not a curated record